This is a messenger RNA of Rotaria sp. Silwood2, 1507 nucleotides long. Lineage: Eukaryota; Metazoa; Rotifera; Eurotatoria; Philodinida; Philodinidae. The record is from the annotation of a GenBank genome assembly.
UAACGACUAUAAUGCAAAUCAAAAUAGUGUAAAAUUUUUAUAAUUAGAUCUACAUAUACAAAACCUAACUUAUAUAUUAUUAUAUUUAGCUGUAACAACUACCACAACUGUGACAUCUGGUACAAUUACUUCGAAUACAUGUACUUCUGGAUGGAAAGGUGUUACUACACUUUAUCAUUGUAGUAAUUGUCAAAAUAUAACAACAUACACACAAUAUACAUAUACCUAUACAGCUAUUUCAAAUCGAACUCGUAUUGCAUUCUCUUUUCGUCAUCGAUGGGCCACCACAAUUAAUUCUUGUAAAAUGUCUAAAAGUACAAAUCCAUUAACUAACUACUUUAAGAAAGUAUCAAAUGCUUAUAAUAUUGACGAAGUUCAUGAAGCAACAGUUCAACCAUGUUCAAUUGAAGAAACAGAUAUUCUUCGAACAAAACGAUUUAAACCAAAUGCAUCGACGAAUUCCACUACCUUGGCCACCAACAAUACCGCUGCUGCUUCAAUUAGUAGCUCUGCAACAGCAGAAUCUACCAUGUCAUUGUCUUCGAACCAACGAGACCCUUGUCAUGGUCCUGCAAAAGUAAAAGAAUACAUACUGUUAGGUCCAUUUCAACCACAAACACAGUUUCGCAAUGUUAAUGGUCGUCGUUUUCGUCCUGAAUGGUAUAAUAUUUAUCCAUGGUUAGAAUAUAGUUUAGAAUUGGAUCAAGCAUUCUGUUUUUCGUGCCGCUUACGUGGUGAACAUAAAUUUGAUGCAGGAUUUACAAUUAAUGGUUUUAAUAUAUGGAAAAAUGGAACAUUAAGGUUAAAUGAACAUCAAGCAACAUAUAGUCAUAAAGAAUCGUUUGAAAGAUGGAAAACAACUGUACAAAAUCACAAUAACAAUACAGAUGUAUUAAUAUUAUUAGAUCAACAGAAUUCUAAACAAGCAACUGAAAAUCGAGCGUAUUUGAAAGAAUUAAUUCGAACAGCUCAUUUUCUAGCGCGACAAGGUGUCAGUUUUCGUGGUCAUCGUGAAAAUGUGGACUCCAAAAACAGAGGCAAUUUCUUAGAAAUUUUGGAACUAAGAAGUAGUGAUAAUGAACUAAUAAGAAGAAAAAAAGAAGAAAUCAAUUUUACAGAGUACAAAAUUCAAAACGAGCUGAUUCUACUGAUGAAUAAGCAAGUAUUAAAUCGUAUUGUACAAGAAAUUCAGAAAGCAAAAUAUUUUUCUGUUAUGAUUGAUGAAACAACUGAUAUAUCGAAACAAGAGCAAGUAUCCUUAGUGAUAAGAUAUACCGAUGAAAAUUUUAAUAUUCAUGAACGAUUCAUGGGUUUUGAGAGAACGAAGGAAAUGACAGGUGAAGCAUUAUUCAAUUUAUUAUUAGAGUGGCUUAAAAAAUUAAAUUUGGAAGUUAAAAAUAUUGUUGGUCAGUCAUAUGACGGAGCUUCUGCAAUGCGAGGUGAAUAUAAAGGUGUAGCAGCACGUCUGAAAGAAGUGGCACCAUGUGGUCAGAAGGAAAACAAAUAA